UUGUGGACACUCCCUCUUGAAGUUAACGAGGCAGGAAACCGCGACCAGAACCAGAACCAGAACCCGUCUUCUUCUUCUUUCAUUGGGUCUAACCACAACAUGGCCUACCCGGGAUACGGUGCUGCCCACGGAGCGCAGGAUCCUCUGUACGGGUAUUUUUCAGCUGUAGCUGGACAGGAUGGACAGAUCUCACCGGACGAGCUGCAGCGCUGCCUCACACAGUCUGGCUUCUCUGGAUCGUACAAACCUUUCUGCCUGGAGACCUGCAGACUGAUGAUCAGCAUGCUGGAUAGGGACAUGUCCGGCACCAUGGGCUUUAAUGAGUUCAAGGAACUGUGCCAGGUUCUGAACGGCUGGAAGACCACCUUUGCAUCAUACGACCGGGACCGCAGUGGAACGAUGGAGGGCCCCGAGCUGCAGCACGCCAUCAGCGCCAUGGGUUUCAACCUGAGCCCUCAGGCCAUGAACAUCGUCAUGAAGCGCUACAGCACCAACGGCAGAAUCGGCUUUGAUGAUUUCAUGAGUUGUUGCAUAAGGCUCCGUGGCCUGACUGAUCAUUUCCGACGGCGAGACACAACCCAAGCUGGUGCGGCCAUGUUUCACUACGAUGAUUUUGUCCAAGUCUCCAUGAGCUUAUGAGGAUGAAAACCCGAGACCGAUGGGACACACCGGCCUUUUAAAACCAUUUCAUGUUAACCGCAUCUACUUACAGCAUGUAUGUUUUUUAAUCGAGUUAAAACACCACUGUCACAUUCCAUUUCUACUUUUUUUUAAAAACAAAUAAUGCAUUUUGUACCAAACUUAUAAGAACUAUUGUAACCUCAGUCUGUACCAAUGACAAAGCAGUGCCUGUAUACUGGAGGACGUUAUUACCAAUCUACAUGUUAACUUUUUCUUCGAGAGUAACCAUGUUAGCUCAUAGCAGACAAAGGAGUGUGAACACGUAUGAAAUGAAUUAAAAUGUCAACCACUAAUGUGUAACGUCA
Messenger RNA from Larimichthys crocea (large yellow croaker), 986 nucleotides. It is a transcript of the gene sri, whose product is annotated as sorcin. The transcript is spliced from 8 exons. Gene Ontology annotation, molecular function: calcium ion binding. The coding region runs from base 100 to 639 and encodes 179 amino acids. The record is from RefSeq and is a predicted model, not a curated record. Lineage: Eukaryota; Metazoa; Chordata; Actinopteri; Sciaenidae.